AUGGCCGCGCCCAAGCCACGAGAUCCCCUCGAUGCGCUACAGACGCUACUCAACGAUGUGCUCGUGCAAACCGGCAAAGCUCUACGCGCAUCCAGGAGGGAUAGCCAGGGAAACCUCGCGCUGCCCCAAGGCAUGUCACAAUCGAAACUGCCCCUCACUAUCGACGCCUUUCACAAGACUCUCGAUGACCUAGAAAGCGAUAUUAUGAAAGCCAAGUCUGUCAUUCUGCGCGAUCUGAACCAGCUCCAUGCCGACCAGUCGACGGGACAGCCGCAGCAAUUGCAGCCCGCCCUUCCCAUCGAAGCGCAAACUAAGCAACCCAUCUCCAUCGACGCCGAUUCCCCGCCUCCGCCCUCGAUUCUAGCCCACACUAAACCCGCACUCGCGCCUUUCCCGGUAAUGGACGCCGGCAACAUGACGAAUGGCGACGAUACGGUCAAGACGGAAGACAAUGCACACUUUACAAACACCAAUCCAGCCAACCACGCUGUCAAGACGGAAGGCACAGCAGCCCCCGAAGCACCCAUGAUGGCCGAGUCCAACUUUACCGACAUGCAGUUCUCGCUUGCGCCCGCCGACGCCUCACAAGGCCAGAGCACGACUGGCCCUGGCGCUUUUGACAUGUCAUCUUUCCCACCCGGCGACUCCAUGAUUUCACUCGACAAUAUGAUGCCCGCCAAUGGUCAGCCCGCCAACGCCAGUGGCAGCAACAUGGGUGGCACGGCAGUGCCCGCGACGGCGACGGAGGCGAUCAAGACGGAGCCCGUCAAGGACAAUGCCAACGCCAACGAGUCCAACUUUGAAGAAUUCUUCACAAACGAUGCUAGCCAGGCCGACGGCAUGGACUUUGACUUUAGCCUCGGCGGCACUGGUGGCGGAGGUGGAGGCAGCGGUGGUGGUGGCAUGGGUGAGGACACGUUUGAUGAUCUGAUGAAUGACCGCGACGGCACGUUUGAGCUGAUGAGCAAUGAAGAUUUUGACGCUGCCUUCUUUGGUCUUGACAACAGAGACGGCACGUCUUGA
This is a messenger RNA of Beauveria bassiana ARSEF 2860, 1023 nucleotides long. RefSeq lists its product as uncharacterized. The record is from RefSeq and is a predicted model, not a curated record. The coding region runs from base 1 to 1023 and encodes 340 amino acids. Lineage: Eukaryota; Fungi; Ascomycota; Sordariomycetes; Hypocreales; Cordycipitaceae. The transcript is spliced from 3 exons.